AUGGGGCGCUCUGCUAUUGCGAGUGCGCCGGACGCCUCGAAACAGGAGAAUAAUAUCAGCGUUGAAGCACCAGAGGCAGCCGCUCGUACGGUCGCUGAUGAUAAUGGGGUUUUGGAGGGAGAGGAAGGUGACCUGAUUGACUACAAGACAUUGACCUGGUGGCAAGGUGGCAUCGUCUUGAUCGCCGAAACCGUCUCCCUUGGUAUCCUGUCUCUGCCGUCCGUCCUCGCUACGGUGGGGCUCGUGCCUGGAAUCGUCUUGAUUCUGAUCUUGGGCUUCCUGUCGACGUACUCUGGUCUCGUUUUGGCUGAAUUCCGACAAGCAUACCCAUUCGUGCAGAACUUUGGUGACGCUGUUCAAGUCAUCGGAGAGCCCAUUGGCAUGGGACGUGUGUUCCAAGAAGUCUUCGGCUGGGCGCAAGUCACCUUCCAGAUUUUCGUCAUGGGAAGCCACUUGUUGACAUUCACAAUCUGCAUGAACACUCUGACCAGCAGCUCGACAUGUACUCUUGUUUGGGCGAUUGUGGGACUGGGUGUUUUCUGGGCUCUGAACCUCCCAAGAACGUUGAAGUAUACCAGCUACAUGUCAAUGGCUUCGUGCAUGUCUAUUACGCUGGCGGUGUUGAUAACUCUGGGAGACGUCGCCGUUGAGCGCCCCAUCGGUUCUGGAAGUUUCCAAAUUGCACGAGAGCUCGGAUUUACCGGUGCCUUCAUGGCAGUCACCAACAUUGCUAUCUCGUUCUCCAUUCUUGCUUCUUCAGCGUCAUCUCCGAGUUCAAGAAGCCCGAGGAUUGGCCCAAGGUUGGCGCUUCUCCAGAUUUGCGACACAGCGCUGUAUCUUCUAGCCGCCAUCGUCAUCUAUGUCUUCGUUGGUCCAGACGUUCCAUCGCCUGCCCUGUCCGCAGCCGGUUCCGCCACGAUGCGCAAGGCAAUUUGGGGCAUUGCUAUUCCGACAAUCGUGAUCGCUGGUGUCAUUUACGGACACGUCGCCGCCAAAUACAUCUUCUCUCGCAUGUUCCGAGACACCAAGCACAUGAUCAGGAGAACCAAGCUAUCUGGCAUUGCGUGGAUUGCUGUCACUUUUGGCAUCUGGGCUAUCUCGCUCGUCAUUGCCGAAUCGAUCCCGGUCUUCAACAAUCUCUUGGGCCUCAUUUGUGCCCUGUUUGCCAGUUGGUUCUCGUAUGGCUUGCCUGGAAUCUUUUGGUUGUGGAUGCAUCAUGGAAACUGGUUCAAAGACUGGAAGCAGACAUGUCGAUUCCUCGCCAAUGUGGCGCUUUUCAUCACCGGCUUCCUUAUCUGUGUGCUUGGCCUAUGGGCUUCGAUCGAGGCUAUUGCCACGAAUGGCACUACAAAACCUUGGACAUGCGAGAGCAAUGCUGCCGAAUAA
Messenger RNA from Ilyonectria robusta, 1386 nucleotides. Its product is annotated as transmembrane amino acid transporter protein-domain-containing protein. Gene Ontology annotation, biological process: amino acid transmembrane transport. Gene Ontology annotation, cellular component: vacuolar membrane. Gene Ontology annotation, molecular function: amino acid transmembrane transporter activity. The record is from RefSeq and is a predicted model, not a curated record. Lineage: Eukaryota; Fungi; Ascomycota; Sordariomycetes; Hypocreales; Nectriaceae. The transcript has 4 exons. The coding region runs from base 1 to 1386 and encodes 461 amino acids.